GUCAAACAUCCUUUGAGAGACGCAGCCGGUCGGAUUUUUGAGAGGAUGUAGUCAUGGUGAGCACCGAGCAGAGCAGACGACUCUGGAGAGAAGGCCUCACUUUUUUUUGAUCAUCGUCCACGGCACGCCUAAGGGCCGGGCGGAAGGACCUGAAAAACCAGCUGCCUGACAUUAUUACUCUCUGUGAGGAGCAACAAGUGAGCAAGCGUGGAGCCUCCUCCUCCUCCUCCCCUUUCACAUAAACACUGUGAUUCGCACAGAACCCUCGCACACACACAUAUACACACAUACACACACGUACAGGUGUCUCCUCUUGUUUUCAGUCCUGUGUUCGAGUCUCUAACCUUCUGUUUGGACACAGCCUUGGACUUGAUUUCAUCCCUUGGAGCAGCUCGCACUCUCUUCUACUCACCCCGAGGCUCCUUCCUGAGAGCUGCUGCGACUAGUCGGCUCGCCACCUGUGGACUAUGCCCCCCUCAGUCAGCUGAGGGAGGGGGCUCUGCACCGCUCAGGCUCCUGUCUGGGAAAGGCUUGGGCUGAAACUAAAGAGGAGACGGUUAGAGGGAAGGGUUCUCCCCGACAGCGUGGCGGGACAGCAGGUAGACAGGGAAGCCAUGAAAGUAAAACCUUUGCAUACUUUCUUUGUGGAUUGACUGUGAUCAAUUGAGCAGCAGCGACAGUGAGGUCAUUGCUGAAGAUGCAAGCCUCAACUGUCUCACCUGUGACGACGCUACCUGCAAACACAACCGCUGUUACAAAGUCCAGAGAACAAAUACUCAUCCAGAGUUCUGGGGCAAUGAUCGCCAUCAUUGUCAUCGGCAUCAUAAUCGUUCUCGCCGUUCUACUAAUCAUCCUGAAGAUAUACAACAGGAGGACACAUGUCUCCAGAGUCCUGGGAACCAGCGGUGCCUCCAAACCUCGUCAGAAGCUGUCCCAGUCCACCAUGCAGACCAGCAUACCGCUGAGCCCCCUUGGAGUCCACUCCGAGUCGGGCAGCAUCCCCAAUUUAACCCCAGCCUCAGAGAGCGGCUUCCAGCUGCCCCGCGUGGAGCUGAGCAGCCUGGAGCAAAACCACAUAGAGCAGUCGAGCACCAACAGUGGCUCCACGGCGGUCACUAUACACGAAGCUCCGACAUUAGAUAACACAUAACAGAGAGAGGGUUUAGUCUCACAACAGGCACUGACUGAUGAGUCGUCUUCUUACUGUGUGCUGACUGAAUCCUGUGGAAACUCAAACGUCAGUGUCGUCACCGUCAAUGUCCACCAGCCGAGCCGCUGCCAGAGACUACAAAGAUAACAAGAUGUCCUUUUGUUUUUACAAAACAUGAACAAAAACCAUAAACAGACAUGGUGGAUUACAUGAAGGAUUUUGCAUUCCAGAAGAACUGAGACUUUGUUGUGAAGAAUUGCUUUCUAGGCUCCACUCAGUGUUCACAGUGUAGAUGCUAUGUUUCUUACUGUUUGUACUUACUUUGCAGAUGUGUCAUCACUUCUAAUACAAUGAAGAAAAUAUGUUGUAAAGACUGUAAAGACUUAAUGUUUCUCUUAAUUAUGCGCAUUUCUAGACGACCACACCGUUUUUGAGUAAAUGUGGAGUAUGUUGAACUUCAAAGACAGUAUGAUAGAAGCUAUGUUUGAAAUACAAUCAUCCUUAUUAAAUGUGGUUUACCCUUGAAUAUAUGAUGUCUUUGUUUUCUGAUCUCAGAUUAGUCUUUGUCAAACUGAAUGUUUUCUUUUUAAACUUUGUUUAAUGAAGACAUUACAGAUAUAUUUUGUCAGACACACCCUGAUGUGAUGUUUCCGUCUGACGCCAAAAGAUUUUGCACUUUAUUUUCAUUGAUCCCUGCAUUUGAAGUGUUUGUGGUUCUCAAAAUGAAAUGAGUUGAAAAUAAAAUUUAACAUUUGUAUUAA
Molecule: messenger RNA, 1911 nt
Organism: Labrus bergylta (ballan wrasse)
Lineage: Eukaryota; Metazoa; Chordata; Actinopteri; Labriformes; Labridae
Gene: ncmap
Product: non-compact myelin associated protein
Biological process (GO): regulation of myelination
Cellular component (GO): Schmidt-Lanterman incisure; plasma membrane; paranode region of axon
Molecular function (GO): structural constituent of myelin sheath
Source: RefSeq, a predicted model, not a curated record